Triticum aestivum (bread wheat) is the source of this 1889-nucleotide messenger RNA. RefSeq lists its product as uncharacterized. The record is from RefSeq and is a predicted model, not a curated record. NCBI's taxonomy places the organism in Eukaryota, Viridiplantae, Streptophyta, Magnoliopsida, Poales, Poaceae. The coding region runs from base 138 to 1400 and encodes 420 amino acids. The transcript is spliced from 3 exons.
CUCAUCACAUACGUUUACCGCGAACGACACGGCGAGGAGAAGUCUCUCCUCGCCAUAUACGUACGGGUCCUGGGUUCGUCAACCGACAAAGCACCGAAUAAGCCCGUCGACAGAUCGAGUCGGUCGACAGGUACGUGAUGGCGUCGUGUCUUGGGCCGGCCGCGAGGGUUUACACCGCGCCACGGCGGCAUCCGGCCUCCCCAUUCUCCCCGCCCGCCGCCCCUGCUCGCGUACGUCUGCCGCGAACGGCGCCGCGCUCCCUGUCCAUGUCACUGUCGGCACUGCGCCCGCGCGUGCACCGCUGCUAUUCUGAUCCCGAGAGCGGGCCUUGGAGCGAUCCGGCCGUCGACCACCACUACGAUGUCGUGAACAUGGACCACAGCGACGAAACCGAUGCCGGUUUGGUUCUGGGCGUCCCGGCCGUCGAGGAGCCCCGCGAGCGCGCGGUCACCACGGACAUUGGCGCGGACGUGGACGACAAAGAUCGUCACGAUGUCGUGGCCAUGGUCCUCAGCGAUGGCACAGACGACUUAGUUCUGGACGGCUCGGCCGUCGAGGAGCCCCGCAAGCUCGCGGCCACCACGGGCAUCGGCGAGGACGACGAAGACCAUCACGAUGCCGUGGCCAUGGUCCUCAGCGAUGGCACCGACGCCUUGGUUCUGAGCGGCCCAGCCGUUGAGGAUCCCCGCGAGCUCGCGCCCACCACAGGCUUUGGCGAGUGCUCGCACGACGACGUCGACGACUGGGGCGACCUCGACGACGUCGUGUAUCCCGCGGGGCUGACCGUCAGGGAGAUCCAAGAGUUCGAAACCGCGGACUUCAGCCAGGCCGCCAUCAACGAGCGGUUCCGGCGCGAGUCCAAGGAGGCAAAGGCCGCCGUCAUAGGCGCUGUCACCGGCAUGGUCCGCCCACUCCGGGAACUCCUCGACGACCUGCGGAGUCUCAAGAGCGUCUUCGACACCCAGGAGUUCCAGAUCGGCAUGCCCUUCGGCGCCAUCAUGACGUGUAUGGGGAUGUACCAACUGUGGAAGCUUAGUCCCUCCACGUGCAUCGAGGUUGCCAUGUACUACGCCUUCUACAAGCUCAGCACCAUCGCGGCCGACGUCCGGCGGCGUGGCUUCUCCCCUGACUGGAUAAUCCGGAUUAAACUCGGUAUAAUCAUCGCUCUGCUUGUCAAAUAUCAUAGGAAAAGCACUGCGCCCCUUGGCAAUUAUGUCAGGCUAGCAAUCUUGGUCAUCUAUGUUACUUCGGUGUUUUGGGACGUGCGGGGUUUGAAGAAGUACGCGAGAAUGAUUCUCCCUAUGGCCCUCGAGAUGGCAAAGCAUCCCAUGGCAACGACAAUACGGUGCAAACGAGUGAAAGCGACAGGAGAGGUUGAAUAUUUCGAAAUCAAAAGAUGAAACAAAAUGUAAUAUGUUGGGAGGAUGAUGUUCCGUAAGCAUGUGUCCAAAUUCAUACUCAUACUCGGUUGGUUUUUUCUACAUACCUCACAAAUGAGCAUGAGCUCGAACUUGAAAUUCCACAUGUUUAUCACUGUUCUAGCAUUUUUUUUAGUUUCUUUGAAAAGUCGAUAAUUAAUCUUCUAUGGGUUCCGGUCAAUGAUCUACUGCGGCGGAUUUUCAUACAUCUCCACACGGCCUCUACAACGUGGGUUGGAUGGGUCGGGUCGACGAUGGCCUACGGCGAAAUCGGAGUCGUUUGCUCAGGGUUUUUAGGAUGACGAUUACGGCUUCAAGGGAGGAGUGAGGACGAUGACGCCUGGGUGUCUCGGCGAUGCCCUCUUUGGAGUGUUGUGCGUGGAGUAUCUUUUGUGUGCCGUUCAGCGGUUGUGAUGGUUUGCGCCCGGUUCUUCAUGUUUAACUGGGCAACCUAGUUUUCGCUCGGUAUUU